UAAUGAGCAGGAAAACAAAAUGAUAUUUUCAAGGAACGAAACAGAUGCGGAAACUAAAGAACCACAUGAGGAAAUUGCGUUGCCACUAAUCCCAGGUGCUAAAAACGAAACAUUUGAAGGAACUAAUGAGCAGGAAAACAAAAUGAUAUUUUCAAGGAACGAAACAGAUGCGGAAACUAAAGAACCACAUGAGGAAAUUGCGUUGCCACUAAUCCCAGGUGCUAAAAACGAAACAUUUGAAGGAACUAAUGAGCAGGAAAACAAAAUGAUAUUUUCAAGGAACGAAACAGAUGCGGAAACUAAAGAACCACAUGAGGAAAUUGCGUUGCCACUAAUCCCAGGUGCUAAGAACGAAACUAAAGAGCAAGAAAACAAAACGGUAUUUUCGAGGAACGAAACGGUUGGCGAAACUAUAGAACCACACGAGGAAAUUUUACCACGAGCGAACAUAACUCACGAGAGCGAAACAGAAACUGAAGGAAACGAAAGCGAAAUUGUACAGAACAAAUCGAUGAAUCUAGAGACCACGAUAGCGGAAAUUGAAACGACCACGAUAGCGAUUGAGGAAAAAACGGAAAGUAUUCAGAAAUUAAAUGAAGAUCUCAGUAAACAAACAAUACUUCUGCAGAACCGAACAGAAGAUCUUGAGAAAAAAUCAAAUGAAAUGAAAAACAAAAUACUAGAAGUGGAAAACAAAACGAUGCGAUUAGAAAAGGAAUCAGAUGCGAUGUUAAUGGAGAGUGUCAUAAUAGGACGAACGAUGCUGCGUGUGGAGACAGAAACCAAUGACAUUGAAAACAAAGCUGUGGGUUUGAAGGAGACGACCGAGAAUCUCCAGAACAAGACAGGAGACCUGCAGGAAGGAACUCAGAGUCUGCAGGCUCAGAUUGAAGCUCUACAGAACAAGAUGAUGCACUUAGAGAACAUGAUGGAAAAAAUCUUGAACAUGACAGUAGAAAUUGAAGACCAUACAUUAGGUCUGGAAAAAGAAACACUGGAUUUGGAGAAUAAGACAGUCGAAUUGGAAGACAAGGUGACUGGUAUUUAUAAUUGGACUCAACAGAUGCAGAAGCGAACGUCGCAACUGGAGAACAAGACUACUGGACUGCGGAGCAAGACAGUAGGCUUGCAAAACAAGGCAUCAGUCCUGAAAAAGAAAGCUUUUCCUGCAGAUGAUGAUGUGUUGUCUGCGAGGAAAACAGUAGGCGUGUAAGACAACAACGCCGCCGGAAAACAAAACAACCCUACUACAACUGUGGAAAGACAAACUGCUGCAGUACAAUGUACAACUCAAGAAAGUACGAACUGUAACCGAAAGGGCAAUCCACAGUGGCGCUGCUGAGGCAGACAGAUGACAGAGAGGCCGAGGAGAUCUGAACGAAGGCUCCUCGUCCCUGUCAUGGAAAGGAAGGAUCUUUUCUUUACCUUACCUUUCCGAACUGAGUGACUUUUUCUCUAUGACUUUCUAAUAA
This is a messenger RNA of Portunus trituberculatus (swimming crab), 1472 nucleotides long. RefSeq names its product autophagy-related protein 23-like. Lineage: Eukaryota; Metazoa; Arthropoda; Malacostraca; Decapoda; Portunidae. The transcript is spliced from 2 exons. The record is from RefSeq and is a predicted model, not a curated record. Bases 20 to 1213 code for a protein of 397 amino acids.